Messenger RNA from Elaeis guineensis (African oil palm), 3842 nucleotides. Its product is annotated as protein HEADING DATE 3B. Gene Ontology annotation, biological process: regulation of photoperiodism, flowering. Lineage: Eukaryota; Viridiplantae; Streptophyta; Magnoliopsida; Arecales; Arecaceae. The record is from RefSeq and is a predicted model, not a curated record.
ACCGGUGGAUACAGCUGGCAGCGGACCCGCAAUGCCCUGCGCUUUUGCGGCCGCUUUCCCUGUACGAACGAGGGCAAACCCCAGUGGAGAAGCAAAAUCCUACCUCACCUCCACCAUAUCUAUCUCUCCCAGCCUCCUCCUCCGUUCUCUGGAUAUUUCCUUUUCUUUUCCACGCUCUUCCCUUCCGCGAUCUCGCCCCGCUUCGCCCUUGUCUCUUUCUAUCCAGGAAGAAGAUUUCAUUCCUCGUGCUAUCGUUGGUUGCUUCCUCUCGGGAAGAUCAUCUUUCCUCUCGGGUUUCGAUGCUAGUGUUGUUCUCUUGCUGAAAGAUCGGACUUUUCGUCAGUUUUCGCUACGGUUCGAUCCUUGAGGUCUCGCUGAGAUUUUGAUAGGAAGAUCGGAUAUAUAUAUUUUCCUUUUCCUCUGCUUAAGAUUCUUGUCCCAACGGUUUGGGAUUUUUGCUCUCGGUUGGGAAGAAGAGUUCUUGUUCUGGGUUCUUGGAGCGGUUUGGAUCUCUUCCCUUCGUCAAACCAUCUUUCACCAUGGAUUUCGAUGCUACUAUCUUUUCCUGGCUGAAAGGUUGCAUUUUCCGCUCAAUUUCGUUCCUUGAGGUCUCGCUGUGAUUUCGAAGGAAAAGAUAAUAGUUUGAUCUGGGUUUUGUCGCAAGUAUCGUGUGGUUCACAAUUAGCUGCAAUUCCGGCGGGUAACAAGUUUUCCUGUGCCUCUGUUUUAAAGUUCUUGCCGAAGUUUUGAGAUUUUUAUGUUCAUUUGGAGAGCGAUCCUUUUUCUGGGGUCUUUACUACGAGAGCUCUGGUUCUUGCCGUCCCCCAGCGGGUUCUGUGAAAAAAUUGGAUUUUUAUCUGGAUUACGUAAUAAGAAUUUUUCGAUCAAUAUAAGCUUCUGUUCUGGUUAGGAAAAUGGUUUGCUUGCGCCUCUUAAUUCCUUCGGUGAGAUUCUUGCCCCCAGGAUAGGAAGUUUUGGAUUGUUCACUCUUGUCUGGACUCUGUGGAGAAGAAUUCCCGUGGUCUUUACUUAAAGAGAUCAACUUCUAUAGUCUUUCUUUGAAUUGAACUAAAGAAUUGCUUUCUUGGAAUCUGGGAUUGGCUGUCGGACAUUGGAAAUUUGGGGAUCUUGCUUCGAGCUUCCUUAAUUGAUUGAUAGGGAAUUGUGUUAAGUUUGCCAGAGUUGGGAUGAUGAAAGUGGGGAAGGAAGAGGAAAAGAUCAUGAAUCCCAUGUUUCCAAGGCUUCAUGUGAAUGAUACAGAUAAAGGGGGUCCAAGAGCACCUCCUAGGAACAAGAUGGCCCUGUAUGAACAGCUAAGCAUCCCUUCACAUAGAUUCAAUUCUACAGCUGCUUCUGUAUUGCCUCUUCCACCACAUAAUGCCAGCAUCCUGGUUUCCACUGCAUCAAGCCAGAACCUUUCAUUUUCAAUUGCUUUCUUGAUCCAAUUUGAUAUGAAAUCAAAGAUACUCAAAAGGAAUUGGUGUGCCAACAAGGAAUGUGGUCACGAGAGGAGUGUCUCAUCUCCAUAUUAUACACCUUCUGAUGCACCUGUGCAUAACUUUAGGAAGGUUCAUUCACAUUCAUCAAAUGGAAAGAUCCCUCCUGCUACAAUUAGGAAAUUCAAGAGACCUGCUAGGCAUGGGAAUCAAAGAUCUUCACAUGCUGCAUCUUCAAUUGCUGACUGCAAUUUGCUCCAUCCUCAUGAUGUCUAUGAUAGGAAGAAUUCUAGUGAGGAAGACGAUGAUUUCAGGGUUCCUACGUUCAUUCAUUCUGAGUUUGCUAAAUGCUCAAGCAAGAAUAUGCUUGUGAAGGAGAUGCAAAAAUCAUCUGCCUCUGGUGUAAAGGAGCCAGCAGAAAGUUACUCUUGCACCGUCAGUUCAUCUGCCCAGUUGUCAAAUUUUUAUGACAAGCCCUUGGAGCAAAAAAGUGCUUGUGUUGCAAAUUCAAGAAAACAUGAAACUAACCAUAGUGAGAAAGAGCAUCGAGAAACUAGAGGAAUUAAAGAACAGACAGAAGAAUUUGCUUUCCACCCAGAAAAUGGAGAGAAGAUUUCAGAACCUUCAGUUUUUUCCAAGGCAUUUUUAGAUCAUGAAUGCAUAAGAAUCAGAAAUGCUAUUGAUAAAACAUGCUCAGGAAAUACUGAAAGAAGUCAAGAAUCUUCUGAUAAUGGUUGUCUGGGUGAACUCAGAUGCUUGGAAAGCAGAGAUGUUAUGGAAAAUGGGGAUGCUAGGCUGAGAAGUGGAUGCUGUUCUAAGUCAUCACCUAGAAAUAGUCACAGGGAUGCAAAUAUGGCUGAUAACUGCUACCUGAAACUAGGUGACAAGGCAGGUGUGUCACUGGAAUUGGGGGAUGGAGACAGAAAUGGUGAAAUGUCUGAUACGUCGAUGGACUCUAUCGCAGGCUUGAAUAUUUCUCUUGAUGAAGUUGUGGGAGUAAUCGGUCCAAAACAAUUCUGGACAGUGAGAACAGCUAUAAUCAACCAACAGAGGAUUUUUGCAUUACAAUUGUUUGAGCUGCAUAGAUUGAUAAAGGUUCAGAAGUUACUCGCUGCAUCACCACAUCUACUUCUUGGUGACAAUCAUGGUUCGAACAAUUCUAUGUUAGAAUUGCCUACAAAGAACCUACCUGCGGAGUCCAAUGUAGAAUUGCAACCACUGACAGAACAGAAAGAUAAUGUUCAGGAACAGAACCAGAACAUCAAGUGCCCCACAGAGAAAAGGGGAGUUCAUCCAUCCCCUUCUCCUGAUGGUGGCCUUAGCAAGGAACUUGAUCAGCUUCCAAGCAGUGAACCUUGCUCUGGAAAACCACCAGCUGUCCCUGUGGCUCCUGAUAACUCACCAGGUCCUUGGUGUUUCCAACCGCCUGCAAAUCAGUGGUUGGUUCCUGUCAUGUCGCCUACAGAAGGGCUUAUCUACAAACCAUACAGUGGGUUUUGUCCUCCAUCGGCUGGUUUCAUGGCCCCUAUUUAUGGAGGUUGUGGCCCUAUGCAGCUUCAAGUUGGUGGAGAUUUCAUGAACCAAGCUUAUGGUGUCCCAGCAACUCAUCAGCAACUAAACAUGGGGACUCCUUUUAGGUCACCUGGAGUUGCUCUGAACUACUUCCCAGCACCUUAUGGCCUUCCAGUUGUUAACCCAGUUAUCCCUACUUCAGUUGUUGAACAGGUGAGCCCUUUGACCAGGCCUAUGGAGCAGACCGAACAGCACUCACAGAGUUCAUGUAACAUGUUGAAUCUAAAGAAUGAAGCUUUUGGAGGCUGUUCUUGGAAGUUGAAUGCGUCUAAAGAUUGCGAGUUGCAGGGAAGCACAGCAAGCAGUCCUUGUGAGAGGGUUCAAGGGGAAGGGAGAGAUGCACUAGAUCAUCCUGUAGCCCCACUUACAAAGCGUUCAAGACAGCUGUUACGAUCUAAUGAGAGCGACUAUCAGACUCAUGUGAUUAAGGUUGUACCCCACAAUGCAAGCUCUGCCACAGAGUCUGCAGCACGAAUCUUCCGGUCAAUACAGGAAGAGAGGCGACAACUUGACAUAUAACACAUUUGUGCUUCUCCAGAGCACACUUAAUGGAUUUUACGAGCCAAUAUAGUCAUGGGCGUAGAUGUAGUUAAUUUGGUGUCUCGUCACAUUCAGAUUGGGUGUUUUGUUUAUAGGAGCCAAAAUUUUGGUUGUGGAUCCUCUUUUAUGUUGUCUAUAUGUAAUUUAAAUAAAUAUAUAUAUGUAUGUCGGAAACAUAUGGAACUGUUGUUUUGUAGCUUUUUUCUUCAGGAUGAUAUGCAGUGCAUGUAAAAAAUCCUGUACUAAUUUUCCAAUAUAUGCUAUCACAAAUACGAGUGAAAUUAAUCUCAAAUA